Anopheles maculipalpis is the source of this 2566-nucleotide messenger RNA. It is a transcript of the gene foi, whose product is annotated as zinc transporter foi. Gene Ontology annotation, molecular function: zinc ion transmembrane transporter activity. The record is from RefSeq and is a predicted model, not a curated record. Gene Ontology annotation, cellular component: membrane. Gene Ontology annotation, biological process: intracellular zinc ion homeostasis; zinc ion import across plasma membrane. Lineage: Eukaryota; Metazoa; Arthropoda; Insecta; Diptera; Culicidae. The transcript has 3 exons. Bases 11 to 2566 code for a protein of 851 amino acids.
ACCAAACGAGAUGGCCCGUCACUUUAUGGCAGUGUGUGUCGUGUGUCUGCUCUGUGCAGAUCAUGUGCCCUGUAAGCAACAUUUUUCCGACACCGAUCGUAGUUCGAAAUCGUCCGAUACCGCUGGUCGGUCGGAUACGAUGCGCGAGGUACGGUCACUGAUUGGUGAUCUACAGUACGAACCGACGACGAUCGCCAAGAGUUACGAAGCAUUAGCGACUGCCGGCGACUGGAGGAAUAGUGAUGCCCAUCGGAUAGUGAAGCGCCAUCAUAGUCACCACCACAACCACCACGAUGACCACGACGAGGAGGAGCAGGACACGGAUGAGACACAAACCGAGUUUGAUCGUUUGAUGAAGGACAAGAUGGAUCAGGCGAUGAGGAAAAUUUUCACCGAAUACGGCAAUCCGGCAUCGAUGACGAUGGAUGUGCACGGGUUCGAACGGAUGAUGCGUCAAUUGGGUAUGUUUCGACUGAUACCGGGAGCAGCAGCAACAGCUGACAGUGAACAUAAAGUUGUGGAUGGUAGUGGUGGCGAGGCGGAAGCGAGCGAGUCGCCGGUGCGGAUAGAUUCUCUAAAGUGCAUUAGCAGUAAUGAAUUUCUACGGCGCGUUACACCACCGAUGAUACGGUCCCAGGAAUGGGAAGAUGCAGCUAAAAGUGAUAAAAGUAGUAGCGCCGGGGUGGAAACAGCAGGCAGCAAUAGCACGGUAAACGGUGACGCUACGGAGAACGCAGCAAAACUUAUUUUAUCAAACGAUAAUAUACAAAACGUUAGCAUAAGCAACAGUACCACUAAUAGUAAUAGCAGUAGUACCAGUAGUAAUAGUAACAACAGCAGCAACACCAGCGGCAGUAGUUAUAAAAAUAGCAACGGCAGUAGUACUGACGAUCAGCUGCUUGUGCAAAUUGCGAUACACGAGGAAAAGAACAAUGGUAGCACAAGCAACGAAAGUUCCGUUCGUGUAGAGUCAACGCUUAUGUUAGGUGAUCGCGAUCUUUACAACGUGUGUCCUAUGCUGCUGGGCCAUUUGCUAUCCAACCUGCCGCAGGAACGGUCCGGUUGCUUCGGCGAGGAAAGCGUUCCACCGCUACAGGUGAGCAGUCUGCUAGAGCAAAACGAUCCUCACCAUCACCAUCAUAAUCAUCAUCAUCAUCACCAUCACGACGGUGAUUCGUCUGAGGCGGCCGUAUGGAUCUACUCGUCGAUCGCAAUAUUGGGCGUCAGCUUGUGCGGAUUGCUUGGUGUGGUGGUGAUACCGUGCAUGGAAAAACAUUUCUACCAUCACGUGCUACAGUUCCUGGUAGCGUUAGCCAUCGGGACGCUGUGUGGUGAUGCGCUGUUGCAUCUACUUCCGCACGCGAUGCUGUCCUCGCUGGAGAACUCUAAAGCGGCACACGAUUCAAUGAUGUACAAGGGCCUAGCGGCGGUGCUCGGUAUCGUGUUCUUUUACUUUAUGGAACGUUUCCUGACGGUGAUUGCGGAAUGGUGCAAAACGCGCCAGAAGAAGGAUAAGCCUCCGUCGCGGGUGCGUGUGAUGCGUGAUCCGGAAUCGACCUCGCUGCACGCAUCGAGUGCUGGGGAGAAACAGUGCAAGCACAAGUACAGCUCCUACCCUUACUGUUACGAUGAGAUCGCAAUGGACACGAAGGACGAUCAUCACGAGCACAACAAUACGGGCACGAACGAAAAUCACAACAGUGCGCUGACCAAAUGCGCUAACCAUCAUCACAACGGGGAGCUAGCUGCGGACCACAGUACCGAGUACGCGGCGCUAAACAAUCAUCAGCAGCAGCCAAACCACACGCAAAGCAACCAUCAAUCGCUGCGGGAGGAAACGAUCGAUAAUAACACGGUGUCGACUAAUCUAGAUGAAGCGGGAUCGAUCGAGAGUGAGCAGGCGAACAAUCAUCAUCAUCAUCAUCGCAGUGGUGGUCGGCAUGGUAGUAAGUCAUCGGAACAGACAUCGAGUGGGAAACUGCGUCCGGAAAGCUAUACCAUCAUCCUGCGCGAACACGAAACCAAGCACCAUGGACAUUCGCAUACGCACGGACACGUCCAUUCGCCGCCCGGGUCGCUCUCUGCGGUCGCCUGGAUGGUGGUGAUGGGUGACGGAUUGCACAACUUCACCGAUGGCAUGACGAUUGGGGCAGCAUUUGCGAAUAAUAUUGCCGGAGGCUUUUCGACCGCUAUUGCCGUGUUUUGUCACGAGUUGCCGCACGAGCUCGGUGACUUUGCGGUACUGCUGAAGGCGGGCAUGUCGGCAAGAGAGGCGGUGUACUAUAAUUUGCUAUCCUCCCUGCUUAGUCUGCUCGGUAUGGUGGUGGGGAUUAUUGUUGGCCACCAGCCGGAAGCAUCCGGAUGGGUGUUUGCCGUAGCGGCUGGCAUGUUCCUUUACAUCGCGAUGGUGGAUAUGAUCCCGGAACUGACAUCAUCCCACGGAGCAGAAGAACGGUGCAAAACAUCCGAAUUUGUGUUGCAAUUCCUUGGGCUAACCCUUGGGUUCAGCAUCAUGAUGGUAAUAGCUAUGUACGAGCACGAUCUGAUGCUGCUGUUUGUCGAUUAA